AUGCGGAUAUUGUUCUUUGCUGGACUAUUGACCUCCUUGGUUCGACUUGUCUACAGUCAAACUAGCUCAGCCCAAGACAUGUCAAUAUUUCUCGAUCGCAAGAAUCAGAAUACUGUCCAGACAGCAUUAGCAUCCACUGUGCCUAAUACUUGGAUCAAUAACUUGACAUCUCAAGGCACAUGGCCAGACAUUGACUACUCUACUGGCUGCGAUGGAAGACGAGCCAACUGGCCAGCCCAAUAUCACUUCCAACGCAUUGUUACAAUGGCAAGUCUGUGGUAUGUCAACCAGUCAGACAAUACUCUCCUUGAAAAAUCCUCUCUGGCUAUGGACUAUUGGUUUAGUAACAACUACGUUCCAGAUUCGUGUAUUGACAUGGGCGGGCUGAGUAACAAUACAUGUCCUUGCGGCACACCUGGUUUCUGGAGUACAAACUGGUUUGGACAAAUGAUUCUUAUGCCUAGAAUAAUUAGCAAUGCGUGUCUACUACUCAAGCCUAAUUUGACAGGCACACAGCUGGGGAACUGCACAAGUGUGACAAAGAGAUCGUUUGACAAGGUGGACGACUUUAUCUUUUCCAUCGGCUACAUGACUGGAUCAAAUAUGCUUGAUGUGUCGUCCAUUGGGAUGGCAGAGGCCCUCUUGACAAACAACCUGACCUUAAUGACCCGAGCGCUUGACUACUUUUACAAGCAGCUCUCCAUCACACCGUCCAACCAAGACGGCAUCAAACAAGAUGGCUCUUUCCUUCAGCAUUUCGGACAACUGUAUACCGGAAACUACGGAAAAGAUUUUAUCAAUAGUGUUUUGCGGAUCUUUCUUCAGACAGCAGAUACCGCAUUUGCCCCUUCUCUAGACACCCAAUCAGCUUUCGAGAUCCUUCUGGAAGGUACCGAGUGGAUGAUUGUGGGGCAUCCUAACCAGACCCUUUGGUGGGACUAUAGCACUAUCGGACGGAUGGUCUCAUUUCCGGUUAGCAGCCAGCAGGCUAGCGGGGGAGUGGCGAUCAACAUAAGUCAAAUUACGGAGGCCACGACCGGAUGGCCCCAUCAACCGGCACUUGUGGACAUUGUGGAUCGCCUAAGGACCAACACUACCAACAGCCCCAACCGAGGACCGUUGCUAGGUACCCGUCACUUUUACUCAUCCGAUUAUCUUGUUCACCGCACGCGUCAGGCAAUCGUUACACUCAAGAUGUACUCUAAGCGUACUACCAAUGGCGAGUGUAACAAUAGCCAGAACCCAUAUGGUUUUCAUUUGAGCGACGGAGCUAUUUAUACCUAUCGAACCGGAGAGGAAUAUGUAGACGUAUUUGCCAGCUGGGACUGGAACCUUGUGCCGGGCACAACUGUUGAUGUGGGAAAGACUCCCUUGGAGUGUAAUCUAACCCAAUGGACGGGUGUCGAGUCAUUUGUUGGUGGUGCGACUCACGGUGAUAUUGGCAUAGCUGUAAUGAAUUACACAAACCCAAUGACGCACAAGCUCUCCUGGCAAAAGACUUUUGUGUUCUUUCCCCAGGGCUAUGCCGUCCAGCUAAACAAUGUCCGUCCCGAUCCACAGAACGUUACUACCACACUUGAUCAGCGUCGAUUGAACGGGCCGGUCUACAUCAACCGGCAGGCUGUUGCUGAUGGCUCUACUGUCUCUGUCUCGGUCAAAGCCAACGAGCAUAUGUCUGUGUGGCAUGAUCGUAUUGGUUACACCCUGAUUGCAGACGAGCUCCAGAUUAACACUGCACCUAAGCAAGGCAACUGGUCUACCUUGGGUAUAUCGAAUGACACUCAGACCAUGGCUUUAUUUACGCCUACGACUACCAAUCUUCAGGCGUAUCUUGUCCAGAUUGAUGUUGAGCCAGACUAUGUACCUCUUAUUCCAGGCUUUGUUUUGGUCCAGAAUAAUACCGGCACAGCCGAAGUACGCGGUGCCUACACGCCUGAUUUCUGGGUUCUUGCUUUCUGGAGUUCGGGCAGCUAUAUAUCAAAGACUGUAUCUAUUACUGUUGACCGUCCGAUCGUUUUAAUACUGCAGCCUACAAUUAGCGUCUCUACUCGCCAAUGGGAUCUUUCUGUUGCGGAUCCCAGCCAGACCAUUGCGUCUGUUCACAUUGAUGUACAGUGGCCACAACAGCCUGUACAACCAUUUGAUGUCACUUUACCAUCUGGAAAUGAGGCAGGAAAUUCAGUGCUUGUAUCUUUUUAAAUUAAGAAAAUAUAAAAGAUAAAAACACCAGCACAGACACCUGUCAUUAAAGUGUAUUAUGGGUAGCUUUCUUUAUUGUAUUUAUUUCUAAAUAUCUAUACAC
This is a messenger RNA of Phycomyces blakesleeanus NRRL 1555(-), 2302 nucleotides long. Its product is annotated as polysaccharide lyase family 8 protein. NCBI's taxonomy places the organism in Eukaryota, Fungi, Mucoromycota, Mucoromycetes, Mucorales, Phycomycetaceae. Gene Ontology annotation, cellular component: extracellular region. The record is from RefSeq and is a predicted model, not a curated record. The transcript has 5 exons. The coding region runs from base 1 to 2199 and encodes 732 amino acids. Gene Ontology annotation, molecular function: carbohydrate binding; lyase activity. Gene Ontology annotation, biological process: carbohydrate metabolic process.